AUGGAAGACACGACGACCAGCAAAAGGGUUCCCCGAGCGCUCACCGUCGCCGGGUCUGACUCCGGCGGCGGGGCCGGCAUCCAGGCCGACCUCAAGACCUUCAACACUCUCUCGGUUUAUGGCACAUCGGUACUCACCGCUCUGACGGCCCAGAACACCGUUGGGGUGCAGGGUGUCCAGCCUGUUCCUGCGAGUUUCAUCUUGGAACAGACUAAGAGUGUGCUGGAGGAUAUCGGGUGUGAUGCUGCCAAGACUGGAAUGCUCUUCGACGUGGAGACGAUCGAAACCGUCGCCCAGAUCUUCAAGCAAUACAGCAUCACCCGGCUCGUAGUAGACCCCGUGAUGGUAUCCACCUCCGGCGCCCGACUCCUAAACGAAAACGCCGUCACAGCUCUCCGGUCGACCCUCCUCCCCAUCGCCGAAGUCGUCACCCCCAACAUCCCCGAAGCCGAGGCCCUAUCAGGCCUGAAGGUCACGUCGCUGGAUGAUAUGAAAGCAGCCGCCAGGGCCUUACACGCCCUAGGACCAAAGUAUGUGUUGGUGAAGGGAGGACAUUUGCCGAUGACGAAGAGCGGGGCAAGCAUACUCGCUGGCGCGAAAGAUGCGCAUGUGAUUGAUGUGCUGUAUGAUGGACGGGAGUUUGUGGAGUUUGUGCAUCCGUUUUUGGACACGAAGGCUACCCAUGGGACGGGAUGCACGUUGUCGGCUGCGAUUACGGCGGGGCUUGCGAAGAAUAUGGAUGUGCCACUGGCUGUGAAAGAAGCCAUCGAGUUCGUCUCCAAAGGCCUCUCCACAAGUUUCACCAUCGGGCACGGUGCAGGCCCGCUCAACCACUUUCCCUCCGCCCCCUCUCCCCUCACCGUCUCCUCCAACGGCCCCGUCAAACCCAAACGCUCAUUCGUCGAAACCCUCCUCGCCACCUGCCCCGAAGAAUGGCGGCGAUACGUCGAACACCCCUUCGUUCUCGGUCUCGCGGACGGGACACUGCCCAUCCAGAGCUUCAAGCACUAUAUUCGCCAGGACUAUAUCUUCCUGAAGCAUUACGCGCGGGCGAAUGCGCUGGCUGCGUAUCGGGAGCAUGACAUGGCGCAGAUUGUGAAGGCGGCGCAGAUUGUGGUGCAUAUUGGGCAUGAGUGUCAGAUGCAUGUCAAGUUCUGCGAACAAUGGGGCAUCACCCUCCCCACCCUCGAAGCCACCCCCGAAGCCACCCCGAACCUCGCCUACACCCGCUACGUCCUCGAAAAAGGCAUGUCCGGCGACCGCCUCGACCUGCGCGUCGCCCUCGCCCCCUGCCUCCUCGGCUACGGCGAGAUCGGACUGCGACUCGCUAACGACCCCAACACGAAGAGAGAGGGGAACAUCUACUGGCCGUGGAUCCAGAAUUAUGCGAAGGAGGAUUUCCAGGCGGCUGUGCGGGAGGGGAGGGAGCUGUUGGAGAGCUUGUUUGAGGAGAUGGUGCCUGAGGGGAACACGAAGAGGAUCAAGCAGCUGUGUGAUACGUUUAGGCAGGCGACGGUGCUGGAGGAGCAGUUUUGGGAAAGUAAGUGGUGGUGUUGUGAGGGCAGUUGGUGCGGCCUACAGUACCCUGAGUACAACGUAGCCGCUCUUCGUGGAUUCUGUUGCUGA
Fimicolochytrium jonesii is the source of this 1626-nucleotide messenger RNA. Its product is annotated as thiamine biosynthesis protein (Thi-4). Gene Ontology annotation, biological process: thiamine biosynthetic process. The transcript has 4 exons. Lineage: Eukaryota; Fungi; Chytridiomycota; Chytridiomycetes; Spizellomycetales; Powellomycetaceae. Gene Ontology annotation, cellular component: cytosol. The coding region runs from base 1 to 1626 and encodes 541 amino acids. Gene Ontology annotation, molecular function: thiaminase activity; hydroxymethylpyrimidine kinase activity; phosphomethylpyrimidine kinase activity. The record is from RefSeq and is a predicted model, not a curated record.